This is a messenger RNA of Cucurbita pepo subsp. pepo (vegetable marrow), 1721 nucleotides long. RefSeq lists its product as uncharacterized. The record is from RefSeq and is a predicted model, not a curated record. Lineage: Eukaryota; Viridiplantae; Streptophyta; Magnoliopsida; Cucurbitales; Cucurbitaceae.
UUUCUGGUCUCUGACGAAGUUUCAGGUCGAUUUCCGGUUUCCCAUUUAGCUGGUUUUUUGUGGGUUAGGGGUAGGUAGCUCAUAGAUAGCCAUCAGCUUAGAACCACUGGUUUUGUUGGUCUGAGCAAGUCGUGCUCUUUUUUAAACUCCAAAAUCAACUAAAAACAGAAGGUUCUCUUUGCAUAUAAUAUGGACAUGAAAAGAAAAAUUGCAGGUGAAAGCCAAAGAACUUCUGCAAGUGACUCCAAAGUUGCUCGAAUAGAGGGUUUAAGUUAAUCAUGUAAUGCUAAAUGAAUCAACCAUUUUAUCCAAGCAUCAAAAAGCCUAUCCCUUCUCGACCGUUUGCCUCCAAGAGGAAAAAUCAGGACUUGGACUGUUGAUGGUUCUUUGAUCCAUCCAAAUUGCAGACCCAACCGUUUCAACUCGUGGGAUCGAUUUGGUGCAUUUAAAGUCCAAUUUAUACAGAGAAAGUUUCUGGCAUUUUCUCGUGAAGCCGAAGCGCCAGGAGCGUUUUGCAGUUACCCUCACAAUUCGCAUCUCCUUCCACUUCCUUCUCUCUCUACAAAACCUGCCCUUGUUUCUCUUUCUUUAAAACUUGUUCCAAUUCUACACGAACUGAUCAUUCAGUUCAGGUGAGCCUUCUUGUUUUUGUUCAAAAUUAAACGGGUCUGUGAGAUUUUGGCGGAAUGAGGACUGCAACAGGGGAAAAUCCAAGCUCCACGCCACCAAAGCUGUCUCUGUUUUCUUUUCCAAGACAACCAUUGGAGCCGCCAGGGAUGGUGACGCCGCCGCUGCACGCGUCGAUUUCUGUGCCGUUUCACUGGGAAGAGGCACCGGGGAAGCCGAAGCCGCUCGGAAUUAUUGAAUUGAAUCCAAAGCCCAAAAGUGCAAGAACUUUGGAUCUGCCACCCCGGCUGUUCGCUGACGCCAAGGUAGCCCAUUUUGCCUCUCCUACAAUCGCCGCGGAUGAACCCGUCGCCGGCCGAGACCUAUCGUUCAGGUUCCCGGACAGCUGGGCGGAGACGGCGACGGCGACGGAGACGAGGGAGGGAAAGGAUGUUAACAAGGAGAAUGUGAAGCGUGGGUCUGAAAUUUCACUCUCGGCCGGCGGUGUGGACGACGGCAAUACGAGAGUGAAGAUCACGAGAUUAAGGAUUAGAAGAAACUUUAUUGGGACAUGGAAUUCAAAGUCGCACAUCGCAUGUAUUUAUGGGAGCUUGAAGCAAGUGCUUCCAUGGAGACGUAAGCAUGAUGAAUGAACGAAAAUGGUUGCCUCAUGAUUUCAAUUCUUCUGUAUCAACAAGCAGCCACAGAGUCUGUUUCCCUAAACUUCAUGUGUGUCCAAAUGCAAAGAACGAGCCAAGGUGUGUGUUUCUCUGAUCACUACAACAAAUGACAGUCUUUAGUGACGAGCAGCAACAUUGGACCUUCGCUUCUUCUUGUAAUUGGCUUUGAAACAGGCUUGCCUGAGCCUUCUGGUUCUGUGAGUGAGGUCCAUAUCUGGGAGUUCCUCCACAAGCCUCUUGUGCUCCUCCAACCCUUUUAUCUCAUUUGUCAACCCCAUCUCCUGCACUUCCAAAUUACACCGACGUUGAGCGUCCUAAGAACUUGAAUCAAUAGACAUAUAGAAUGAUGGAUGUGUAUACAUACAAACCUGGACAUUUGUAAUGAGAGAGUUCAAGCUCUUGAGCUUUCUAUGAGGCCAUCUCAUUAUAUGAAGU